Molecule: messenger RNA, 1379 nt
Organism: Chironomus riparius
Lineage: Eukaryota; Metazoa; Arthropoda; Insecta; Diptera; Chironomidae
Source: the annotation of a GenBank genome assembly
CGACAAACUAUUUUUUCUCAAAUUAGAUUUUCAAAAAUAAAGUAAAAUGAAAAACAUAUUAAUUUACUUUUGUCUAUCUGCAUCAAAAUCUAAAUGGUGAUUAAAUAAGUUAAAGUUUAAGAAUUAAAAAUUUGUUAAUGAAUUAAGUGAAAUUUAUGUGGUCCAUAAUUUAAAAAAAAAUGUUAAAAAUUGAAGAAAAAAAUACAGAAUUAUUGAUAAAAAUUGUGAAUAAAUAAAUGUGCAAUCUGGUUUAAAAUUUAACUACAUCAUAUUUGUUUGCAAGACUUAAGGCGAAGAAGGCAUAUUUCUUAUUUUACUGUGUAAUAUCACGAAAUGUGCUCUGAAGUAAUGUAUGGCGCAUAUUAUCCUUAUUUAUAUGCUACGAGUCGCGCUGCUCCAGGAAGGCCAUUUUAUCACCAGUACGAUCGAUUUAAUCAAGAUUUAUAUCCAUCAUCAGGAGUUCCAUUAACAACAACGAGUACCUCAGUUAGUUCUCAUUCAUCAUGUAGUCCUUUAUUACAACCAAAUUUAGCGUCUUCAUCAUCUUCAUCAUCUUCUACCGUUCCUACAAUAAUAAGCUCAUUAGGUCAAAGACAUAUAGCCAAAGAAGAAGACUUAAGUCUUCCAAGAAAUACAGACGCUGAAGCAAUACCCAACAAUAGUCAUAAUGACAGUAGUUCAUGUUCAUCACCAGAAUCUCCAUCAGGUGACAACAGCGGGAGAACGCAAUAUGUUUCUGCAACUUGUGUAGUUGUUACUCAUUAUUCAGGAGAUACUGCAAGCGUAGUUGAUGAUCAUUUUACAAGAGCAUUAAAUUUCAACGACAAGAACAAUAAAGAAUUAAAUCCAAUGUCAGCACGAAAUUUUCCACCUUCAUUUUGGAAUAGUAAUUACGUACCACCAAGCACAUCGCAUCACCAAAUGAGUGAAUUAUAUUCAACAGAAAGUGGAUUAUACCCCACUGAACCUUGGGUUCAUAAUACACACUACGGAUCAUACGCUGCACAUGCCUAUCAUCACAACAUGGCUCAGUAUGGAAGUCUUUUACGAUUACCCCAACAAUACGGUCACAGCUCAAGACUUCAUCAUGAUCAACAAACGGCACUAGAAAGUGCGGCGGCAGCAUAUUCAAAUUAUCCAAUAUCAGGUCUUGAAGCUCAAGAGACAUCUAAAGAUUUGUACUGGUUUUAAUUUAAAUCAAUGAAUUAAGUAAUGUAAUUUUAAUGAUUGUAAGUAAUUUCUUUCUGUAAUGUGAUAUAUAAAAAAUACUCAAUAGGAACUAUCAAUGAGAAAAUAUUUUCACUCGUGCUUAUAUAAAUGUAUUUCACGUAAUGUAAAACUAAUUGUACAGUUCAUUUUUAUGAAUAAAUCAAUACAAA